AUGGAGGAUUUGUUUGAGGAGCCAGAGCACCACCUGCCAGGCAAGCAGCAGCAGCUGCAGCAGCAGCAGCAGCAGCAGCAGCAGGAGGAGCAGCAGCAGCAGCAGCAGGAGCAGCAGCAGCAGGAACAGCAAGAGGAGGAGCAGCAGCAGAGCAGAAACGGCAGCAGCGGCGCCUCAUUUCGAACGCAGCAGCAGUUCUUCAAGCAGCAGCAAGUGGAGGACAAGGCCCCGCAUGCGCUGCUGUUGCAGCAGCAGCAGCAGCAGCAGCAGCUUUACAUGGCGCAGCAGCAACAGCUUCAGCCGCUGCAGCAGCAGCAGAGCCAUCCCCCGCAGCAGCUCUACGCCCCGAAUCAACAGGCCUACAUGCAGCAGCAGCAGCAGCAGCAGCAGCAGCAGCAGCAGCAGCCGCAGCAGCAGCAGCACAUGAUGCUGCAAGGAUUUCAUCCUAUGCAGCAGAUGCAGCAGCAGCAGCAACCACAGGGGCCAGGCUUUAGUCAUUCAUACGACGUGCUGCAGCAGCAGCAGCUGCAGCAGCAGCAGCAGCAGCUGCAGCAGCAGCAGAUGCAGCAGCAGCAACGCCUGCAGCAGCACCAACAGCAGCUGCAGCAGCCGCAACAACUUCCGCCGUUGCAGCAGCAGCAGCAAUUUCAUCCGCAGCAGCUGCAGCAGCAGCAACUGCAUCAGCAGCAGCUCCAACAGCAGCUGCAGCAGCAGCAGCAGCAACAGCUGCAGCACCAGCAGCAGCAAAUGCAGCACCCGCAGCAGUAUGGACAGCAGAUGCUGCAUCAGCAGCUGCAGCAGCAGCAGCUGCAACAGCUGCAGCAGCAGCAGCAGCCACAGCAGCAGUUUCUGCAGCCUCAGCAGCUGCAACAGCAGCAGUUGCAUCAGCACCUUCAGCAGCAGCAGCAGCUGCAGCAGCAGCAGCUGCAACAGCAACAGCUGCAGCAGCAGCUGCAGCAGCAGCAACAGCUACAUCAACACCAGCUGCAGCAACCACUGCAGCAAUCACUGCAGCAGCAGUAUUUCUCCGCGCUGCAGCACGAGCCGCAAGCAGCAUCGCUUCGACUGGAGCAGCAGCAGCAGCAGCAGCAGCAGCUGUUCUUGCAGCAGCAGCAACAGCAGCAGCAGCAGCAGCAGCAGAGCAGCAGCAGCAGCAGCAGCAGCUGUUCUUGCAGCAGCAGCAACAGCAGCAGCAGCAGCAGCAGCAGCAGCAGCAGCACGCGAGUCAAGAGCCGCAGCUGCUAUUUGCUGAGUCCCUCAACACUGAAGACGUUUGGGAGAAGCGGAGCGACUACGAUUCCUACGCCAGGGGGCUGCAUUGGUUUGUGCAUGCGCUGCGCUGCUGCAGCAUCAGUGACGCAGAGCAGCAGCAGCAGCAGCAGCAGCAGCAGCAGCUUAGCUUCGAGCAGCAUAGUAACGUCGGUGACGCCUUCGCCUGUAAGGAGCCGCGAAUGGCACCAAGAGCAGCAGCAGCAGCAGCAGCAGCUGCAGCAGCAGCAGCAGCAGCCGCAUCAGCAGCAGCCAUGGCAGCAUCAGCAGCAACUCCCGCAGCAGCAGCUGCAGCAGCAGCAGCAGCAGCAGCAGCAGCAGCAGCAGCCGAUGUACUUGGGGGGCGGCAAGGCGUUCAACGCGUACAGCACCCCAGCGAGCCCCCCUCUGCCUGCUGCUCCAGCACCACCACCACCACCACCAGCAGCAGCAGCAGCAGCAGGAGCAGCAGCAGCAGCAGCAGCAGCAGCAGCAGAUACAAGCAGCCUGCUAGGCAGCGAGGUGUACGUCAGUGCCCAGGGCAGCAGCAGACUAGGGAGAGGGAAACACCUGCCGCAGCGGCAGCAGCAACGCAUCAGCAGGAGGUUUGAGCUGUAUGCAAAGUCUAUAUAUAGAAUUUGCCGGCGAGAAGACUGGGCGUUGGGGGAGAAGUGGCAGGCACUGCUGGGGUGUAUAGGCACCAACGUAGCUGCCUCAGCAGUUUUAUCUUUUAUUCGUCAGCAGCUGCUGGGUAGCAGCAGCAGCAGCAGCAGCAGCAGCAGCAGCACAGCAGCAGCAGCAGCAGCACCUGAUGCAGCACCAGACCCUCUCCUCUUAGUUACUGAUGGCCUGCUGCUGCUGCUGAAACUUAUGGUGGACAUACACCGCAACAAACGCCCCCCAGUUGUAGACCUCCUAGGGAGAUUAUUUGUUUCGGGGGGCAACCGCGGAGAAGCCCCUGCCUUUGCUGAGAAGCGCAUGGAGUAUGCACACACGGAUCGAAGCAUUUGUCGUUUUUUUCUGUCGGAGUUGCUGCGGCUGUGCGGCCCCCCCUUUUCUUCUUAUUUUUGUUUAUCUCUUUUGCAGCUUAUAACCCAAGUUAUAUCAACAGAGAAGAGUGCGUUCAGAGGCAGCGAAGCAGAAGGGAGAAGGCUACGCAGCGCGGUUUUGUCUUUUAUUGACCAAACCCUCAGAUUCUGCAACGCCCCAAACCCUGUUCCUACAGAUGUAGCUGAACUGGCUCAGGCAGUGCGCGUGCGUUUGCUUGCCCUGCCGCAAGAAGAAGCGUGA
Molecule: messenger RNA, 2538 nt
Organism: Eimeria mitis
Lineage: Eukaryota; Apicomplexa; Conoidasida; Eucoccidiorida; Eimeriidae
Source: RefSeq, a predicted model, not a curated record